AUUUUAGUGUGCAGAAAUGUGCUCUACAACAGUGUGGCAAAGAGGAUUUUAUUGGAAUUGAUGAAAAGUUUGGACCAAACUGAACCAGCCCGAAAUUUUGUCGUUUCCUAGUAGUAAUACCGGACCUUGUGACUCAAUAAACUACUGUAUCAUGUUUGAUAUUUACAUCACAAUUUUUAUUGGACAUGACAAUGUAAGCAGGUUUCCAUAUUAGUAAAGUGUUCCAAGUGAUGGUGAUGACGUCAUGAUCCCUGGAUUGUUGGUUGACCUCUUAUCUGCUAUCCAUGGAAGAAGAACAUGAUAUAAAAUCUUACCUGGCUAACAGCAAGAUCAAAGAAAAUGUGUCCUCAGCUUUAGACCAAGUUCUCCAACAACCGGUUCUACCUUACAACCCAUAUACAAGUCUGCUGAAUAGUUUCUUAAAGAACUCCGAGUACUAUGUCAUCGCUAAAUCCCACCUGCAAUUGGGAGCAAAGUGCCUGAAGACGAGUGAGGUUACGAGGUUAGGGACUCUGUACAAAUCUACCUCGGAUAUCGAUCCUCCCAUCUGGGGUCUGCAAAACGUUCUCAAAUGGGUUAAUGCUAGUAAGAUAGCGGAGAAAGUUAAAAUUGGAAUAGGAUCCGUUGACAUUCCUGAUGAUCUGAAAUAUGCAGUUUCUCUAGUUGCACCGAGUUCUUUCCACAAAUCUAUACUCGGGAACGUACACAAUGAAGUGAAUCUCCACAUAGAUAUUGUCUGCACUGAUGAUUCAAUUGGUGAGGUGGUGUUAAGAUCUGCUCGUGCUAUUGAGACUGAUUUUCUGCUGCAAGACAGAAAUAGUUGUGUUCCUUUAAUAUUGCAGAUCAGCGGAACCAGGCCUGCUCUGUUCACUGCUGAAAAUUUCGAUUUAGAAUUGUUUCAAGAUGUCCUUCAGAGUUCAACAAAAAUUCAGUCCUUUCAAAUGUUUAACAUUGCUGGCGAAUUUUUAAGGGUAUCAAAAAGCUUCACAAUUUAUCGUGUCUGGAAGAAACUUGGCAAACUAUUUUCAUCAAGCAUAGGUACACCUCCUCUAUUAAACAUUAUGAAUGGUGUUCUGAUAACCUCAGCAGGUGCUCUGCUGUAUGAGGACACUUUGCUACAAUCCACACUUAUAGAGCAAGAAGCUAUAGCAACUAGGGUGACACACAAUCCUGGUCCAAAGAAUGUGUCUGUACUCUUAAGUCUGAAACAUCCUUCGGUAAUCAUCAGCGCUGCGGCAGUUCGUGAUGAAUUUCUCGCUACCUCAGCCAAUAUCGACAUUUUAAGGUACGCCCAAGGGUUACUCUGGCAUUAUUUUCUAUCCGCGAAUGACAACACAGAUACUGGUAUUUUACAGGACAUUUUUAGCCUUCAUCGCUCUACUGCUGCUAAGUUUUACAAUCUUUCUCAGCAAUACAAAGCUCUUGAAACAUACUUUGUUCACUCAAAGGAAGACCCAGCAGAUAUUCUUAAAUCUGUGUCCCAAGUUUUGGGGAACAUAUCAACUUUACUCAAUAGUAUUUCUUACAAGUCAUCUUGUGCUCCGGUACAGAAAUGGUACGCUCAAGUUUUAGAGAACAAUGUUUACAUUCUGGAAGGAAUGAUUCAUGAUAAGACUCAGUACAACAACAUUCCUGCAAUUCUUGGUGUGGAGAAGGUGUCCUGCAGAGUAGCUGCUCUGUUCUUUCUCCCUCACGUUCUCGGCAACUUGGAGUGUCUGAGUGCUGAGUUAGAAAAAUCCCGGUCUCUCAGUCAGCUGAGAUUAGAUGAGAAUGCUCCCCCGGAGAUUCCUCAGCCUGAUGUUGAGCUUGGAUUCUACGAACUAAGCAUGAACAAACCACAUGAAUUUGGUGUUGAUCUCGUUAAAAACGCAGCUAAAAUCCAGUCUGCAGCCAAUAUGCACACCAUUGCAGUGCUCCUGCAAUACCAAAGUGAUAUGUACAUUGAUACAACUCUGGAGAAUGUAAUAAAUUCCAUCUCCAGUGACUUCCCCGCCAACCCAUACAGAGAGUUUGUGACAGAAUGUUUACUGUCCUCACACAGAGUUGACACAGGGUGUGUCCCUGAGAGUUCCAUCAUUCAACUACUUCGUCAUAAACCUAAGAUAAAGUCAACCGAGCACCAGAUAUUUUGUAUUGAGGGUAGUAUAUUUGGUUUACAUCACUCAGUUCUUCAGGUUGAUCCCGACGGACUUCACUUUAUUCUGAGUGUGUGUAAAACUGUGCAAAACAACCCUUUUAUCACGAAGAAAGAUGGUGUGAGAAUCAUGCACACUACCUUCCCAUGUGCUGAUUAUUUGAUUUGUGGACGGUUACGUCCUAUGAUAUACACACUCCGGUGUGAGGAGUACUAUGUAAUGAUUAAAGAGACCAAGGCUGCCAAUGCUGAGAUUGGACUCAAUUUUCUGACUGAGAUGAUAUAUUUACAUUUAGUUGACAUUUCUAAGACCCAUAUUGUUGUCGGCUAUUCAGUUGAUGAGGACGAUGUUAUUUUGUUGGACAUGAAUAAAAUUCAAGCAAGACCAUCUGAAAAAUCUGUGUUAGUUUCCGAGCUUCGCGAAGUGAUAGAAGGGAGGUCACAGUUAUCUGUGCAGUAUUUUGUGAAGACAGAUUUGGGACACUACGUUAAAGUUAUAAAAGAUAUCAAACCAAUUUAUGCUGAUCAGUCAGCUGAAUUGUACGAUCAUUACACACCGUGUAACGCGCUGAAUGCCAACUUUGCCGUGUUUUCAAAGCUGUACCCUGCUAACUUCUUCUAUGAUUACGCUGAAGGAAAGUCGGACGAAGACUUGGGUUUUGUUUUAGAUCACUUGAAUCGGACUAUUGUUGAGCAAAGUGAAAACUGGAGUGUUUAUCAGACGAUCCAACUGAAACACAUGCUGAGAGAGGAUGACAGUUUCCUCGCCAGUGCAUUUCACAUCGCACACAGCACCUGCUCAAGACUAAGAGGCCUGCAGGAGCUAAACGAGACCAUCAGUGAUGUCAUGAGUUUAGGAUCAAGAACAGGGGCGUAUGUGGACACUGAAAUUGUGAAAAAAAUGGUAGUUGAUCUCGCGACACAUUCUAAAGAGACUUUAGACAAUAUUGGUGCGGGUGAACUUCUUGGCAGAUAUGUGGAAACUUUUCUGAAGAAUAUUUACAAUGGCGGUGUCCCAGUGUUGGAUGAAAAGUUAGAGAGAAGUUUGAAAUCGUUGUUUAUAAUAUUUAGUUCUUUGGCUCAAUAUUUUGAAAAGGAGUUUUCGAAUUCUUCUAAUUACAAACUGCAGUCUUUUGUGGCAGAGGCCGCUGCUGAAUUGAAACUUUCUAGAUGAUCUGAUGGCAUACUAUUAAUUCAAUAAGUUGGUGAAAUGAAGAGGACUAACAGUUUUUUUAAUUCAAUUUUUUAUUGUUAUCAUGGAAAUAAGUUGACAAAUUUGACCAAAUAAAAAAUUCAUACUAUCAAUCUUUUAUCUAGAAUUUUAAUUUUUCAUUGACAUUAUGUUAAAUUUCAAUAAUUCACCAUUUAAUCGAACGAUUUUGAUUUUUCUUUCAAUUAAAAAGGACG
Molecule: messenger RNA, 3541 nt
Organism: Bolinopsis microptera
Lineage: Eukaryota; Metazoa; Ctenophora; Tentaculata; Lobata; Bolinopsidae
Exons: 2
Coding region: 285-3308 (1007 amino acids)
Source: RefSeq, a predicted model, not a curated record